Molecule: messenger RNA, 2678 nt
Organism: Ictalurus furcatus (blue catfish)
Lineage: Eukaryota; Metazoa; Chordata; Actinopteri; Siluriformes; Ictaluridae
Gene: trmt1
Product: tRNA methyltransferase 1
Exons: 15
Coding region: 132-2285 (717 amino acids)
Biological process (GO): tRNA N2-guanine methylation
Cellular component (GO): nucleus
Molecular function (GO): metal ion binding; RNA binding
Source: RefSeq, a predicted model, not a curated record
AGUACGGUAGUGUGCGGAUGGGAACGCGGCCCGUGUAACUGUAAAGCUGCGCACAGAGCUGAGGACAGGGUUCAGUUCUAUCUCUCCGGUUUGUUAAAGCGUGUGUUAGUGUGUUUACCUCAGCGGGGUAUAUGCAGGUGAGGUGGGCGUUGUAUACGGUUCUAACUGCACUGCGCUCCCCAGAUUCACUCAGACGAUUCGCACCCAGACAGAUUCACUUCACCAGACGGUUCAAGGCGAUGGAAACAGAGGGCGUGUCCCCUGACAGUGCAGCAGGGUGUGGUCUGAGACCCGGAGAGACGGUGGACAUGUCCCCUGACAGUGCAGCAGGGUGUGGUCUGAGACCCGGAGAGACGGUGGGCGUGUCCCCUGACAGUGCGGCAGGGUGUGGUCUGAGACCCGGAGAGACAGUGGACGUGUCCCCUGACAGUGCGGCAGGGUGUGGUCUGAGACCUGGAGAGACGGUGGGCGUGUCCCCUGACAGUGCGGCAGGGUGUGGUCUGAGACCCGGAGAGACGGUGGUGAAGGAGGGGAAGGCGUCUGUCUUGUUUCCUGGCGCUAACCAGGUUUUCUACAACCCAGUCCAGGAGUUUAACAGAGAUCUAACGUGUGCAGUGAUGACGGAGUUUACGCGAGAGACGCUGGCUCAGAGAGGAGUGCGCAUCAUCGUCCCUGGAGAGAAGGACAGAGUGGUGGUGUCCCUGACAGAGGAGGAGGAGAAGAACGGGAAAGAGACAGAACAGGCCGAGGAGAACAGAGGCGAGAGAAAGGGAGAAACGGUGCAGGAAGAGAGAAAGGAGGUGGAGUUUAAGACUGCAGCGGUUGGGGAGCGCUGUGAGGAGGGGCUGUGUGUGCUGGAGGGAUUGGCUGCUUCAGGUCUCCGCUCAAUCCGAUUCGCUCUUGAGGUGCCGGGACUAAAACGGGUCACAGCCAAUGACUUCUCGGCCAAAGCUGCUGACCUCAUCACACGCAACACACACCACAACAAUGUCGCACACCUGAUGGAGACGCAGAACAGAGACGCCAGCAUACUGAUGUACGAAGCGAGAGGGAAGAACGCACGAUAUGAUGUCAUCGAUCUGGAUCCAUAUGGAAGCCCUGCCCCUUUCCUGGAUGCUGCAGUUCAGGCUGUUAGUGAAGGAGGUCUCCUGUGUAUCACUUGUACGGACAUGGCCGUGAUGGCAGGAAACAGCGGAGAGACGUGCUACAGCAAAUACGGCUCCGUCUCCGUCAAAUCCAAAUACUGCCACGAGAUGGCCCUGAGGAUAAUCUUGCACAGUCUGGAUCAGCGUGCUAACGUGUAUCAGCGCUACAUCCAGCCCUUACUGAGCGUCAGUGUCGACUUCUACAUCCGAGUGUUCGUCCGGGUCAGAACGGGUCAGGCUACUGUCAAGAACUCAGCCAGCAAGCAGGCAUUGGUGUAUAACUGUGUUGGCUGUGGAGCGUUUCACCUGCAGAGAAUGGGCAAGAAAACAAGUCAGGGGAAAAAUAUGAAGUACUCAGCUGCUACAGGACCUCCUGUUGGAGAAUUGUGUCCACACUGUGGUCAGAGACAUCAGCUUGGAGGUCCGAUCUGGGCAGAGCCGAUCCACGAUGUUGGGUUUGUUCAGAAAGUUCUGAGAGCGGUUUCGGGAAACCCAUCUCGCUUCGGUACGUCCAAACGCAUCGAGGGAGUUCUCAGCAUGGUGACUGAGGAGCUUCAGGAUGUUCCUCUGUACUAUGUCCUGGAUCAACUGAGCAGCACCAUCCACUGUAACACACCCUCCAUGCUGCAGUUCAGGUCAGCGGUGUUGAAUGCAGGUUACAGAGUAUCUCUGUCUCACGCAUGUAAGAAUGCAGUGAAGACCAACGCUCCUGCUGCAGUCUUGUGGGACAUCAUGCGUUGCUGGGAGAAGAAGAACCCGGUGAAGAGGGAGAGGUUAUCAGAGACGAGUCCAGCGUACCGUAUUCUCUCCACAGAACCCACUGUUCAGGCGUGUUUUGACGUGAGGGACGAUGCGAAUCCUCAGUCACGUAAACGUCACCUAACGCGCUUCCAGGAGAAUCCACAGGCUAACUGGGGUCCUAAAGCUCGCGCCAACUCCGGAGGUGGCAUCUCCUCUGAUCUGGAGGACAAGAGGAAGAAGUUUCAGGGCAAAAGGAAGAACCAGAUCACAGAUUCCUCUCAGCUCAAAAGCCUCCCCUGCAAGAAAUUCCGCAAGGGAACCUGUACAUAUGGAGAGCAGUGUUGUUACUCCCAUGAUGCCGAGCAGCAGGAGCCUGGAGCAGGAGCGCGGAUGCCAUGAUGAUAGCUGUACUUAAUGUUUACAGUGAUGUGUAUCAGAGCACCUGAGCUGGUCACAUGGUGAUGUAGUGGAAAGCUGAUUGGUUAGUGAGAGUGAGAGGAGUGCUAGGUCCUAAAGGAAGUUAUUUUUGUUGUUGUUUUUAUGGUUUUUUUUAUUACGAGAUGAAGUGUUAAAAGCUGAGAGAGGACAGAGUAAAUCUCCCUUGUUUGUGUUCCGCUCCUUCACUCCGCCAUCACCGUGCAGCUGGAGUUGUGGGAUAUUAUUUUACUGUAUUGUUUUAUUUUUGCCUGGUGAUUAAACUCUCAGCGAACAAUAAGGAACGCUCUUAUUUUAAUCUACACUCAGAGCUGCUUUAUAAUUCUAGUAUUAUAAUAAAGAGAUGAUUUCAUGUGA